AUGGAUAAAAGUGAGCUGAAGCGCGGCACCAUUACUGGGACAACAAUUUCGAAGAGCCAGAUUGAGAGGGCUAGCUUGACAGACUGUGAUGUGGCCGAAUGUGUUGUUUCUAGGUCCGAUUUCAAAGGAAUGAUUCUCAAAUACGGUGUUUGGAGGAAGGGUGUACUUGUUGGCAGGGUUGGUGAUCGUGAACCGGUCGCUAUCAAGAUGGACGCUUCAGGGACGGGAAAAUCUGUUCAUACCCCCAUUGCUACGCCUGAGGUUCCUCAAUUGAAAUCCAAGGCUACCCAUGGAUUAGAUGAGCACCCUCCUGUCUACAAUGAUGAUUCCGAUGUUAGUUUGGACAGCGACGAUGAUUCUGACAAUGAUAACGAUUCACCGCCGCCUUAUAAGGUAUAG
Penicillium arizonense is the source of this 399-nucleotide messenger RNA. RefSeq lists its product as uncharacterized. Lineage: Eukaryota; Fungi; Ascomycota; Eurotiomycetes; Eurotiales; Aspergillaceae. The record is from RefSeq and is a predicted model, not a curated record. The transcript is spliced from 2 exons. Bases 1 to 399 code for a protein of 132 amino acids.